This is a messenger RNA of Pangasianodon hypophthalmus (striped catfish), 2684 nucleotides long. It is a transcript of the gene tbx16, whose product is annotated as T-box transcription factor 16. The record is from RefSeq and is a predicted model, not a curated record. Bases 194 to 1582 code for a protein of 462 amino acids. NCBI's taxonomy places the organism in Eukaryota, Metazoa, Chordata, Actinopteri, Siluriformes, Pangasiidae. Gene Ontology annotation, cellular component: nucleus. The transcript is spliced from 9 exons. Gene Ontology annotation, molecular function: DNA-binding transcription factor activity, RNA polymerase II-specific; RNA polymerase II cis-regulatory region sequence-specific DNA binding. Gene Ontology annotation, biological process: cell fate specification; pattern specification process; regulation of transcription by RNA polymerase II.
CCUCUGUGUUCCUCAGAAAGGUGUAUGCCCUCAUCCUCUCCAUAUCUCUGGACUUAACUUGAAUAGUUGCGGAUCUUACUGAAGCUCAUAUGGAGAGCUUGGUGCUGUGACUGAAAACAAUUCUGGAAAACACUGAUUAUUCUAAUCGUUUUGCUUCAUCUUGAUUUUUGUUGCAGACAAAGAAUCUUGAGAAAUGCAGGCUAUUAGAGACCUCAAACACAACUUCAGUAUUCCACCUCCUUCUGCAAUGGCUGGAGCAACAGACUCCUUUCACCAAGGGAACAUCAGGAUAACCCUGGAGGACCCUGAGCUCUGGAAGUCCUUCCAUGAGAUUGGUACUGAGAUGAUCAUCACUAAGCCUGGCAGGAGAAUGUUUCCCCAUUGUAAGAUAAAUAUUUCAGGACUUGUGCCCUAUGCAAAGUACAUCCUCCUGGUGGACAUCGUGCCUGAAGAUGGCUUCAGAUACAAGUGGAAUAAGGAUAAGUGGGAGGUGGCGGGUAAGGCUGAGCCACAGCCACCUUACAGGACCUAUCUGCACCCAGACUCACCAGCUCCAGGAAGCCACUGGAUGAAGCAGUCUGUCUCCUUUCUCAAGCUCAAACUCACCAACAAUGCCCUUGACCAGCAUGGACAUAUCAUCCUACAUUCCAUGCAUCGCUACCAUCCCCGCUUCCACAUUGUGCAGGCUGAUGACCUCUACAGUGUACGUUGGAGUGUGUUCCAGACUUUCACCUUCCCCGAGACCUCCUUUACUGCUGUCACGGCAUACCAGAACACCAAGAUUACCAAGCUGAAAAUCGACAACAACCCCUUUGCUAAGGGAUUCAGAGACGAGGGCAUGAACUCAAAAAGGCGUGCAAACAGAGGUCCAGCUGAUACUGAGCGGCUGGCUAAGAGGCUGAACUCGAUGGUCAGGGACUCGGAUCAAGAUAGCCCACCAGAUUUGCGCCGCUCUUCAUAUGAGGGACUGGCAGAGGCACGAGCUGGAUGCAAGGAGGGCGUUAAAGAGGAGCCGAAUUCUCCAUGGGGAGAAGCAUCUGAUAGGGAAAACAGCCUGGGAAGAGACUCCCCCCUGGGCUCUAAUACUCGAGACAUAUACAGCUCUGAACAGCUUGUGCCAGGACACAGCACAUACCAACCUUACAGAUUUCCUGAUUACAACAAGUCCCCAUCACCAACCUCCUCCAGCAUGAACAGCAGUGCUGGGCGCUCCAGCUUCGAAUCUCGAGUGCCUGACAUAGCUACCGUGCCUGAGCAGGACAGCAAAGUCACUGAUCUGGCUGUCCCACAGUGUCCUCCCCCUGCCACAUCUGGUGUGCAGGACUAUGCUGGGGUGCUGAACGUAGCUGUGGCACAGGGCAAGCCUGGCAUGCUGGGACAUCAUGCACUCUAUGCACCCUACAGCGCUGAUCAGCCCCUGAGCCAGUGGAGCGGGACAAGCUCAGCCCAGUACCCAUCCCACCCACACCAUCAUCACCACUUAGCAGCGGAUUAUGGGACCCAAGCUGUCCAUCACGGCUACCACCAUGCCAACAUGGCUGACUGGAGCCAGUACCCACUCUUCUCAUACUCCUGCUGGUGAUCAGAGAAGCAGGACAAAGUGUGUGGACUCAAGGCUUGUUCAGCCUCCUUGGAGGCAAAGCGGAAAUCAGAAAAGUGCACAAGAAGGUUGGAGAGAGACUGAGAUUAUUCAAACUUGAAGAAAAUAGGGUUGUGUAAAGCAUUUUAGCAAACUAGCUUUUUGUUGAUUUUCUUGAAGAUCUUAUUGUUCACUUCAGUUGCUUCACUUCAAGACAAAACUAGCGCUGACUGCAUGAUGGUCAAAUGGACUGCAUGAUGGUCUAAAAAGAGAUGUAUGUAGCUAGUAAUGUGCUUUCAGUUUCAGAAGUAUUAGCUUCUUGCUUGGCACCCCAAAAGGAUUGGCUUUCAUAGAAAUGGCUGAAAUAUGGGUGUGUUUAUUUAUUUAGUGAAUGGUUUCACUGCUGCUUAAUAUUAUUUUUGUAAAAAAAAAUUUUUUUAAAAAAAAAGGUGUUUGCUGAAAAUGGUACUGUAGAAACUGGAUGUGUGGAAAAAGUAAAUAUUAUGUAAAAGUCAGAUGUUGUGGUUUCUUCUGCAUUGACAAUUCUGUGUGCUCAUUAAUGUAAAUGUGAAGCGUCUUAGUUGCUUGUUAUGUCCUAUUUUUAGGGGGGAAGUGGAGUAGACAGGCAAGUCAGCAGGUAGAGCUGAUGAGAGUAAUUAGAAGGUCUGUGUUACAUCCUUAACUACCUACUCUGAUCUAAGAUCUGAUGGAUCAGAACAUAAGGAACCCGUUUUCUGUUGCAAUAUUUAUGCUUCAUUAGAAAGAUUCAGUCUUUUGCUAGGCAUUUGCAUGAUUUCUCAAUAUUCUGCAGAAGAUUUAUUUGCACAAAUAGGCCACAGCACAUUCUUCUAAAUAUGGACAUGCUAAUGAAAUUAAACUAUUAAAGGGUUCAUCUUUUUUCAAAAAAAAAAAAAAAAAAAAACAGUUACACAAUAUGGUCAUUGUAAAACAAUUCUUUUGCACUCACAAAGAGAAACGUGGUAAACAUAAAUCUCAAGGUAAUAAAGAAUCUGAUGCAACACAUGAUAACCUGAUUAGAAAUUUCAGCACAACUGAAAUAAGAGUGCAUUUUACUUUUUGUCCAAAUAUAAAUUAUUUUACGGUU